AUGCCCUACACUGCGCCUUCGCAGUCGUCGCCCCUCGCGGAUGGACUUCAGAACUCAACUACAGCGCUCCAGCCGGCUGCCCAGCCAUCUGAACCGGUCAAUGCCGUCCCUGGGCGGCCUCGCCUCCCCUUUUCCUAUUCCUCCACAACCUAUGUCCGCAGACACCGCAGAAGUCCAUCUGUGAGCAAGGCUGUCAUCCUUCCGGCGGUGGAGGCCUCCUCACUUGAGGUUUCUCGGAUCCACGAUGUCGACCCCCGGUCGAGCGUACGGCAGUCCCCUCCGCCACUGACUGAUGCUACCAUCCCCCCAGGCGCUGUUAUAUCUCCCCCGGAGUCGGUAGCUAACUCCAGUGAUGAUGAGGAGGGGGAGCGAAGGAAGAAGACGACGACGAUGAUGAAGCCCUCGUUGGAUGGGCUGGAGGAAGCGAUCAAGUCGAUCCAGAAGGAGCGGGAGAUAUCCCCCGCGGACUCGACUAGAAUUGAGCAAAAUGGCGACUCGUCCGGCGACGUAUCUCCAUCGACAGCCACCCCACCACAGAUCCCAUUGCGUGCGCCGCUGUCUAGAGAAGCGAAGAAGAUUUCACACUCCCGCUCCUCUACAGAGUCUUCUAUUGUGGUACCUGGACUCCCUCUUUCCUCCUCUGAUGAUAGCGACCAAGAAAAUGAAUUGCAGGGGGCACCUCCCAUGGUGCGGAAGAAGUCUGGUGAACUGGUUCGACCGGCUCUCCGCCCUGCUUCAGCCAAGAGACGGCCAUCUAGCAUGCCGGGAACCCCCACCUUCGCCAAAGCGGUGCACUUUGAUGCUCAGCUCGAGCAUAUCCGUCACUUCCUACAGUUGGACAGGCCGCUCGCUGUGAGCGCAGAGACUUCCCCGACUGAAGACUACGAGGAUGACGCCGAAUAUCCUUUCGGCAGCGGUCCAAGAGGACCAGAGUUCGAGUGGGAACUGCGGCUACCAAAUUUCCCCCGGGAUCCAUCUGCGAGACUGCACCAAGUGGUUCGCCUGGAACGCCUCUUCAUGUCGUCUGACAACAAGAACCUGGUUGGAGUCGUCGCUGUCGCCAAUCUUGCCUUUCAGAAGCUCGUGGUAGCUCGCUUCACAUUGGAUUAUUGGAGGACCAUUUCCGAGGUCACGGCGGAAUACAAUCACGAUGUCCGUAGGAAACAGGCUCAUGAUGGAUAUGAUAGGUUCAACUUCAGCAUCAAGCUGGCUGACCAGGCAAACCUCGAAUCCAAGACGAUGUUCAUUUGUGUCCGGUACAACAUCCAGGGACAGGAGUACUGGGACAAUAAUUCUAACCUGAACUAUCAAGUCGACUUCAUCAAGAAGCCAAAGGCCGGGAUAGAGAAGCACAGCGUCCCAGGUGUGGGACCUCGCCAUGCCCUGCCGCGAAGCAGAAAUCCAUCGGCGCCCAGUGUCCCCAGGCCGCGCUCGAUGCCACCCUAUUUUGGUGACCUUGUUUCAGCAAUGGACAACUAUGAUCCUUUUCGACGACCUGACACCACCGCGAAACGUACGGAUUCCUCUCUGCGGUUCUCGUCCCGCCAGGCUUUCGGCAACCGAUAUGAUUUUGGAGUGUCCCUCUCUGCGGCGAUGCAGAGGAAGGACACUGCUCAGGACCGAACAGUGUUGUCGGCCAGAGCCAGGCUCGAUUCUGCAAGCAGGCAGAAUGAGCGCGCGAAGGAGGAGAGCGGGCCACUGACAGGCAAGGCCACACCUCCUCCUGGCCUGGCUAGUAAUUCAGCUCAUUCUGAGUUCUUGAAGCCCUCCUCUAUUGUCUCUAGCAAACCGCAUCACGAGUCGACCACCUACAGAGAGCUGGUCGACAAGUACUGCUUUCUCUUCACUAACCAGUCCCAGUAUGGUUCGCCCAAGAGUCCCUUUUCCAGCUCGAAACGAACUGAAACUCCUAGCUGGGAGUUCGCCGCCGACGGUGCUUCCGGCGGAUCCACUGCUUCCUCGUCUUCUUCUCUUCGGCCAUCUGGAUAUGGCGAGAAAUCUGAUUCUACAGUUGCGAGUAGUUCUACUCCUCGCUCGCAAUCUCCUUCUGCGGCUCGUUCGAGUUCACAUGCAUCAACGCCGCUUAAAUUUGGCUUUCCCUACCAAUCGCUACAAACCAACAUAUUUUCCGAGUCCAGCGCCCCGACUGCCAUUCACGGAUAA
Paecilomyces variotii is the source of this 2163-nucleotide messenger RNA. RefSeq names its product putative phosphatase regulatory subunit-domain-containing protein. The coding region runs from base 1 to 2163 and encodes 720 amino acids. Gene Ontology annotation, molecular function: protein phosphatase 1 binding; glycogen binding. The record is from RefSeq and is a predicted model, not a curated record. Lineage: Eukaryota; Fungi; Ascomycota; Eurotiomycetes; Eurotiales; Thermoascaceae. Gene Ontology annotation, biological process: regulation of glycogen biosynthetic process. Gene Ontology annotation, cellular component: protein phosphatase type 1 complex. The transcript is spliced from 3 exons.